Ciona intestinalis (vase tunicate) is the source of this 3730-nucleotide messenger RNA. RefSeq names its product muscarinic acetylcholine receptor M5-like. Gene Ontology annotation, biological process: G protein-coupled receptor signaling pathway, coupled to cyclic nucleotide second messenger; adenylate cyclase-inhibiting G protein-coupled acetylcholine receptor signaling pathway; chemical synaptic transmission. Lineage: Eukaryota; Metazoa; Chordata; Ascidiacea; Phlebobranchia; Cionidae. Gene Ontology annotation, molecular function: G protein-coupled acetylcholine receptor activity; G protein-coupled serotonin receptor activity. The record is from RefSeq and is a predicted model, not a curated record. Gene Ontology annotation, cellular component: plasma membrane; synapse; dendrite.
CUGUGAGACGUGGUCGCGGAUUUGGCGUUCUUUCUCUCUCUUGCGUAAUCCCCGCGAGAAAGAUUUGCUUUUCUUGUGAAGCGCGCGAGACAGGCUGACUUUUUUAAGCCCAACGGCAUAGAUAUGCGCGCAUCUCAAUCCGGUGCAGCGUUGUAUUGCAUGGCUAGCGUUACAGGUCGAAGCUAUGUUAGUUUGACAUCAGGGGAACUAGGUUACAGAAGAUAAAGCUGAUACUGGUUUUGCUGUUAAUCCCAUAUUCUUUGUUGCACUAUAAUAAUAGCUACAAUCUUCGCCAUCGUUUUCGAAGAGAUAAACAAAAACUAUUUUGCUGAAAUCCCAUAGCAGGUUACGGAAUACAACUCAGGUUAGAUCAGAUGACUUUCUGGGGAAGAUUUUAGCACAGUCAAUCAGUUGUAGGGGGAAAGGCGAGACACCUUUUUGGGGAAGGCGGGGACACCUUUAUAGCACAUAAUGUCCAAAUAUUCUGAUUGUUUUUUGAACAACUAACAACGGUUAAUCGUGAGGAUACGGUUUUGGGCAACAUAUUUAAUGAUCCAUAUGUAAGAGGGUAAGUCCUUAAUCGUUUUGUAUAGGAGGGUUCUCAACAGCGCUUAUAGAUGCAUCGUUGUAUAUUAAAACAUGUAUUAAGCUUCGGAUACACGCAGGCUUAAGUGAUAUUUUAUGAAGCGUCAUAUUUCCUGUAUGUUGUAUAAAAUUUAAGCUGGUGAUGACCGACACGGAUGCGAGGAAAGCGGUCCCGCUUCUGUCAGUAUCAUCAUUCAACAUCGAGCAAUGGAAACACUCACUAACUGACGGGCAGUGGAAUGGCAAUUCCGUUACCGCAGCCCCUCUUAUAAAUCGAUCUUCAGAAUUCAACUAUGAGAUAAUGUAUUCCAAUUCAUCCCAACAGCAGUCAAGCCAAAGUGAAGCCACCGCUUCCAUUGUAGCAAUAUGCAUUGUAUCAGCGCUUGCAAGCGUGCUUACAGUCGGGGGCAACGUAAUGGUGAUCGUGUCCUUCGUUAUAAACAGAUCACUCCGAACAGUCAACAACUACCUGCUUCUAAGUCUGGCAGCGGCAGAUCUUCUCAUAGGUCUGGUGUCGAUGAAUCUAUUCACAGUGUUCAUUGUGAGCGGGAGUUGGAACUUGGGCGCCGUGUUGUGCGACUUAUGGUUGGCCCUUGAUUACGUUGCAAGCAACGCUUCAGUGAUGAACCUGCUUAUAAUAUGCCUCGACCGGUAUUACUCCGUCACGAAACCGGUGGAGUACAGAAACCGGCGCACCCCAAAACGUUUUAUCACGGCUAUUAUUGGUGCAUGGUCCGUAUCUUUCAUACUGUGGGCGCCGUGGGUCAUAUUCUGGCAGUUUAUUGUCAAUGAACGGACAGUCCCGAAUGACAACUGCUACGUUCAGUUCAUCAAAGACAGCAAACCAAUGGCGGUUAUAACGGCGCUUGCUGCAUUCUACUUGCCCGCUACUGUAAUGUGUGUCUUGUAUUGGAAAGUCUAUCUUGGGAUUAAAAACAGAAGAAAGAAACUGUUAAGGAUGAAAGAGAUUAAAGUCGCGAAAGAUAAUUCGAUUAUCUCAGGAAGCGAGGAAGAACAUCCGAGUAAUAGCUCCGAGAGCCAUCUGAAGACCAACCCGAGGAAAGAUGAAAAGAUGAAACUAAAUGGGAAGGGCAUCACUGGACGAGUUCGAGGUUUCUUUCAACGGAAGCGAGACAUGUUAGUUCCGAACGAAAACAACUUUCUGCUUGGUGAGAAACGACUUGUUUCAAAGACGGCAACGACGAAAAUCGAUGAUCAAACGUCGGUUGCCAAGCCACAGAACGGGACACAAGCCUUGCCUGUUAUGGAGGUUCCUGCUGUGAAUUUGGACGAGGGAAAUGGGGAGGAAAUAAGCGCGAAUAAAAUAAACGAAUGCAGGAAGAUAGCUUCAAGCCAUGUAAAGACUUUGGCGUCGGAGAUUUACAAGAACGAGAACGCGGCAUUAGAUUUACCGCCGGUUGAACCUCAGCCAGUAGAAGAAGGAAACGUAUUCAACGAUUCGGUUUUUGCUUCCCCUGCCGAUCCACCAACCCCUUCUGAUGAGAGCCCAGCCCACGUGCUUAAGAAUUAUGACGCGGGCGGGGAAGUCCCUGAGCCGUCCGUGAGGAUGACGUCACCCAGUGACGUCACCGGUGCAAGGCAGAUGUUAGUGGCGGUAAUACGUCAGAGACACGGAUACAUCGAGGAAAAGGUAGAAGCCAAGAAUGCAAUCGACAACAUGGAAGAUGAUUCGAGCGACUUCGAAACUUUUGAUUGCACUAAUGGCAACUUAAUUAUUGAGAACAACGCUAAGUCACCAAAGCGGCAUUCCUUUAAGUCUUACAAGGGGAAAACCAAGCGACGUCGUCUCCCGUCCUUACCUGCACAGCCGACUACUAUUACGCCUCAAACAAAGAAAUUCGUGGCACCCAUCAACAAUGGCUCCCCGAAAAUUCCCAUCGUGGACAAAAAGAAAACCGAAGAAGAGGAAAUGAAAAUUGAAAAACCAGAAGAUCAAGAAGAUCAUGGAUGCGAAGGAGAAUUGGAAAAGAAAGAUAGUCAGUGCAGCGACGUUCUUCUUGGGCCUCCGGUGUCCCGAUCUGCUGAGCAAUUUUCGACAAGUGCAAUUACCAAGUCGUACCAGAGCUUUGUUCGAAGCCCCUCCAAGGAAAAUGGCGCAAAGCAGGAUUUAGCUGAGACUUCAAGCAGAAGCAGAACUAACAGUGGAAAGGUCAUGUUCAUACGGAGACAAAUCAAGGAGAAAAAAUCGUCAGAUACAGAAAGUGCCGCUGAUGUUGGCGGGGUGAUUAAAGUCACGGAGAGGUUGAAGCUGCAGGUAGUGAAGAAGAAGUUGCAAUCAUUAAAUAAGGAGACAAAAGCUGCGAGAUUGUUGGCGUCGAUUCUUGCAGCAUUCAUUUUGCUCUGGCUACCAUACAAUAUCAUGGCACUGAUCGAAGCGUUUUGUCCAUUAUCUGAAAAAUGUAUUCCUGAUCUAGCUUGGAGCUUUGGGUACUGGUCAUGCUACCUUAACAGCACGCUUAACCCUGUAUGUUACGCAAUGUGCAAUAAGAAUUUCCAGGAGACAUUCAAGUUUUUACUUUCCUUGAAAUGGGUCCAUCCAGACCACAGACGAUUCCGACCACAAAUGGUUUGAAUCAUGGCUGAAAGUAACUAUCUGUAUCAGUUGUAAUCAAUAUACUGAUUAAGGGAUACGAAGCCUUUGGUAUUCAAUGACAGCAAUGUUCCAUUACAUUAAAACGAACGGAUGUCAAUAUUAAGUGACCCAGAAUUGCGCGCAUCUCCUACAUUAUGCAUCACUUAUUCACCAACAUCGGGAAAUCAAGAGGUAAAGGCGGGGACAGCGCGCCCAAACCCCCGAGAAAUAAUUGGAUUGCUCGUCGGUAAUUGCGUUUUGAAUGCUGCCGCUCUAACUGCAAUUGCUUUAACUUAGAAUUGAUUAUUGGUUGCCCCUAAUUUUCUUUGACAACAGCGGCCAGUUCGUCUAUCUUGAGCAUUAUUGUGAUCGAAUUUUGACGCCAUUCAGUCGCAUUGACUAAAAAGGUCAUCAAUGUUUAAUAACCAGCCACCCAACGUUCCCAACUUCGUUCCACUUUCCUUUCGUUCUAAUUGUCGCUCCCCAUUAUAUUUGCUGCCCUGUGCCGCACAUGGAAUAGAGAAUAAAUAAAUUAAAACAAAGUGAAAGCAA